CAGGGCCAGGUGUGGUUUGUGGGGAGACGGGUUGCGGAAGCCAUGUCCGGGAGGAAAGUUAUGCAAUUUGUUUGUAACAAGAUGGCUUCUUACUGGGUCUGCCUACUGGCACUGCUCAGUGGACGAGUGCUUGUGACAAGAUCCUUCUUGGUGACAACUGAUUCUUCAGAGGUUAAAGUGCCGCUUGGAGAAGCCGCAGACCUUUACUGUCGCUACUCAGCGGAUUUUGGCGACCCACGGGUGGAAUGGAAAUUCCGGGACCUCCAGGACUCACAGGCAUUCGUGUAUUACAACAAACAGAUCACCAAGAACUAUCAGGGCCGUGUGGACUUCUCGUCAUCCACUCUCCACUUCAAGGAAACCCGGGUGACGGACAGCGGUGAAUACAUUUGUGAUGUGAACACGCUUGAUGGCUCCCAUUCUGACUCUGUCACCAUCACACUCGUGGUAGAGGUACGCCCGGCAGUCCCCACAGCCAGGGUGCCCACCUCGGUGACGACGGGUAGCACGGCAGAGCUGAAGUGCUCGGAGAGCCAGGGCUACCCACGGCCCUCCUACCGCUGGUAUCGAGACCAGGUGUUGAUGCCGGAGAGCCCAGCCGCCAGCCCCACCUUCCGCAACUCCUCCUACAUCAUGCAGUCCAAGAUGGGCUUGUUGACCUUUAAGCCAGUGAGUAAGUCUGAUGCUGGGGAGUACGUGUGUGAGGCCAAUAACAAUGUCGGUGAGCCAGUGAAGAGCAGCCCGCCCAUUCGCAUGGAAGUGUAUGACAGCAACGUGGGCGGGAUUGUGGCCGGGGUGAUCGUAGCCCUCCUCAUUGUUGCCUUCCUCGGGAUUGGCAUCUGGUUUGCCUACCGCAAGGGAUACUUGGGGCAAAGAGCCAGGUAAGGCACACAGUUAUCACCCCUCCCCAUCUUUGUAAACCCCAUUCCCACAUCCCCUACACCCCUCGUCUCUGUAACCCACUCCAGCCCCUACACCUUUCCCUAUUUCUGUAACACCCUCUGGCCCCUACACCCCUCGUCUCUGUAACCCUACACCCUUCCCUGUCUCUGUGACCCCCCACACCCCUCCCUGUCUCUGUGACCCCCCCACACCCCUCCCUGUCUCUGUAACCCCCCCCCACACCCCUCCCUGUCUCUGUAACAUGCUCCCUCUCAUAGUGACAAUGUUCUCUCCUCCAGUGACAAACCAAAAGUGAUCUACAGCCAGUCAGCUAUGGCAGAACCAGCAGAUGAUGGUGACUUCAGACAAAAAUCUUCGUUUGUUGUUUGAAUCACUUGUGGAUUCCUCUGAAACUUCAUGACAGUGAACUGAUGAUACUUUUCACUGACAGCAGUGCGGAUUUUGUAUUUUAAUAUGUUGUGUUGAUUGGGAUCAUCUGUUUCUCUGCUUUUAUGUACAAGGGGACACUGUGGAGAACACCACUACCAUAACCUGUGCCCUGGGAGUGUGUGAUGGGACAGUGUAGAGGGAGUUUCACUCUGUGUCUGACCCGUGUCCUGGGAGUGUGUGAUGGGACAGUGUAGAGUGAGCUUCACUCUGUGUCUGACCCAUGCCCUGGGAGUGUGUGAUGGGACAGUGUAGAGUGAGCUUCACUCUGUGUCUGACCCGUGCCCUGGGAGUGUGUGAUGGGACAGUGUGGAGGGAGCUUCACUCUGUGUUUGACCCGUGUCCUGGGAGUGUGUGAUGAGACAGUGUAGAGGGAGCUUCACUCUGUGUCUGACCCGUGCCCUGGGAGUGUGUGAUGGGACAGUGUAGAGGGAACUUCACUCUGUGUCUGACUCCUGGUGAGUUUCUGAGGGGUGGGAUGGGUUGGAGUGGUAUUACCAUUUUAUAUAUGUGGGUGUUGCAGGGUGUUUUCCGUCCCCUCUGUGAGCGGUGAGAUGUGUUUUCACUGAUAUCCUGUUCAGCAUUAUGUUCUCUCCACUCACAAAAAAACUUUUCCUGUCACUGGACAUUAAUAAAAUGGUCCUUUUCUCUUGUCA
Mobula hypostoma (lesser devil ray) is the source of this 1985-nucleotide messenger RNA. Its product is annotated as junctional adhesion molecule A-like. Gene Ontology annotation, cellular component: bicellular tight junction. Gene Ontology annotation, biological process: intestinal absorption; regulation of membrane permeability; establishment of endothelial intestinal barrier. The transcript has 9 exons. Lineage: Eukaryota; Metazoa; Chordata; Chondrichthyes; Myliobatiformes; Myliobatidae. Bases 43 to 885 code for a protein of 280 amino acids. The record is from RefSeq and is a predicted model, not a curated record.